AUGGACGGACAGGACACUGGCGCUCUGCCCAAGCCCAAGCCCAAGCCAAAAAGGUUCAUUCCGGUGCCCCCGGAGUACCGUCGCCUCACUCAUACUACAGAACGCGAGCACAUCGUCAACGAGAUCAAGAUCAACACUGGCUGCGAUGUCAUCCCAAAAUGGGACGCUGGGUAUAUCACUCAGUUCGCCAUUGCUGGACAAGGUGCAGGCGUUGAGAAGGCCGUCCGAUACAUUAACCACUGGAUCUCUAACGCGCAUAUCAAGUCAAAAGACUCAUCAUCAUGGGCGAAGACACCUGCAUUCGAUCAUAACAAAUGGUACUACGACAGCAUUGAAGAGCGAGAGCCCCGCGACAUAGCGCGCAUCGAAGCAGCCGAAGCGCAUCUCAUGACGAUGAUCGACAAAGUCAAAGCUGAUGCUAUGGGACUGCAGCAUGUAAUCAACAUGAUUCUUGAUGAAAAAGAGGGCUUGGAGGUUGUUCUGGAGGAGGCUGACGCGUGGUGGCCGAACCUUCAAGAUCGAGUCGUACCUCGCCUCCUCUCCAGUGGGAUGAUGGAAACCUCCGGCAGCUUCCGCAAUGAGAUCAUGCACUUCACGCAGCUUUCAAAGAUCCAGCAUUCAAUUCAGCUGGCCCUUGAAGCUGUGCGCCACACGAAAGGCGCGUACGAUAUGGCUGUUCGGCUAGGGUGCCUGGCUCUGAGCUCAAGACAUAUCAAGGAGGAUAAGAUUGGCCAGAAGUUCGGGAAGGAGAUCUUCUUGAAGUCGAUUAACGGACCUGUUACAGUUGAGAUAAAGAAGUGGCUUGCUGAUGAUGCACUGGGCUCGCAAAUUCUGGGAGCACUCUGCAUGGCCAAUGAAUUCCUGGAGCCGACGAAGUCUUCUGCCUACUUCGGUUAUACGCCAAAAUCGCUGCAAGGCACUCGUCCAAUGUUCCGAGGAACGUGGGUGUUCACAGACCCUAGCUGCGUUGUUGCUCCACCGCGAGAGCCGGUAGCUGUGCGCCAUGCUGGACGUCCUAAAGCACAUCCCCAAGCUCCUGCUAGUACCACCACUCCAUCCGCGGCGCCGCAGUCCGAACUCAUCGUUGUUCAGGUCGACUGGACUGAUGAUGAAGAGGGCUUGUACGAGAAGACAACAACCCGGUACUACAAAAUCGAUCAGGGUCGUAAAACACCAAAGAAGAACAUGGAUAUCAACCUGCUGGAGCUUGGAGAGAGCAGAGGAUGGCACUUCGCCCUUGAGUCCUUGAUUCCUGUGGCAGCGAAGAGCAUCUCGCCUGUCAUUACUGGCUUCGCUGAUAGAGUCAAGAUGAGACCCAACCACGAUUAUCGUUCCACCGAAAGCUUCGCUGAGUGGGAUCAGACACCUACCGUCAAGAAGCACCUACGAAACGGCCGUCUGGAAACUAUCUACUCCUUCGGUAUCAAGCAGACCUGCUACAAGGUCGAGGCUACUUGUAUGUGGUACCCAGGACAGAGACUUCCCGUCUGGGGUCUCUGUGUCCGCCACUCCGAAUGGGCUACCCAUCUUGCUGAGCUUGAGCGUCUCCCUGUGGGUCGAAAGGCCGACUGGGGUCACACUGUGGCUACCUUCCUGCCAGAUGAUGGACAGUCUUGCUACUCCAGCGCGGUUGAGGACGAGGACUUCGGAAUGAGGAACCUCGAUCUGGGCCCUGGCGUUGAAGCACCACCACGCGAUGGUAUCCGCAUCCUCAUGGACAAGCUGCUUCAGCUAUCAGCCAUCGUCAGUUCUGUCACAGACAUGGGAGGCGUCGCUAUCUAA
Molecule: messenger RNA, 1782 nt
Organism: Alternaria conjuncta
Lineage: Eukaryota; Fungi; Ascomycota; Dothideomycetes; Pleosporales; Pleosporaceae
Exons: 4
Coding region: 1-1782 (593 amino acids)
Source: RefSeq, a predicted model, not a curated record